CAGUCACCGCGUUUCCCAUUCGUUCUCCAGGCACCGGAGCACUCCGGAGGAUACAUCCGACCCGCAAGCCACCCCUGACCCUCAAAAACCCUCGGGAGAAAAAUAAAUCGAGAGUUCAAGUGAAAGAAAAACCCGAAAACCCCAAUUUUCCCGCGAUUUAAUCAAAAAAAUUAACUCCCCCGUCGCUAAUUAAUUAAUUAAUCAGCAAAAUUGUUGAUAAAUCGCGGAGUGCGGUGAGGGGACACGAGGGGGUCUCCAGGAGCCGAGGAGGAAGAGUUUCUUCCUCCUUAACCCGCCCCAGAGUGAAAGUGAAAGAGUGAAAAAAUUGGGAAAAAAUGAUUUUUCCAAAUUUAAAAAUGAAUAUCUGUGCUUUAAUUGUUGUUCAUGUCGUGAGUGAACUGUACGGGGUGCGGGCAACUCGCACCAGUGGACUUUACAUCGACAAUGGACAGGAUCAGACAGUGGUACAUCGUGUUGUGACGCAGCGGGAGAAGCGCGAAGUUGAGCAUGAGAUUCUCAAUCUUCUUGGGCUACCGGACAGGCCCAGGAGUACCGUUGGCAAAGUACCCCAGGUUAAGAGGUCAGCGCCAAAGUUUUUACUUGAUAUUUAUAAAAAUGCACUCGGUGAGGAUGAGAAACCGGUCGCACGUAGGGGCAAGAGCGACGGUGAGUUCGACCUCACGGGUCAGGAUCUCAGGGCCAUCGACCAGAGCGAUGUCAUCAUGACUUUUCAAGCGCACAAUCAUCAUGUACCCGGCGUACGUCACGAGCGUGGGAAAAGACUGUGGUUCGAUGUGUCGGAAGUGCCACCGGAGGAGAAAAUAAUCGGUGGGGAACUGCGACUCUAUCGAACUAUGGAGGUAAAACACCGGAGAAACCGAGGGUCCUUCGUGAUAACGGCCUAUCGAGUGCUUCGAAUAGCUGAUGGGACAAAAGAACUUCAAUAUGUGGAUUCUGUUAACACGACGACAAACAAGGAAGGCUGGUUGACUCUAAACGUGACAGAGCCCCUAGUCCACUGGGUAAACAAUUCAAAAGGCAAUCGUGGAUUUUAUAUCUCCGUACAUCCAGCAGAUCGUUCGGUGCACGAACUGAAACCGGAAGAUGUUGGUAUCGUUGGAUUUCGUGGUGAUGCCGACAAACAGCCCUUCAUGGUUGGUUUCUUCAAGAGUUCUGGGGUACGUGAGAAAAAAGUCAGACAGAAGAGAGAUGCGAGGAGGAGAAAGAAGAGUGAUGCCUCGAGCUUGGAGUACAGAAAUCCUUACACAGAUCCAGCAAUUCAAUACAACUCCAGAACAUGUAAAAUUCAGACCCUGUACGUCAGCUUCAGAGAUCUCCAGUGGCAGGAUUGGAUUAUAGCGCCGGAUGGCUACGACGCUUAUUACUGCAGUGGCGAGUGCAAUUUCCCGUUGAAUGCACACAUGAAUGCAACGAAUCAUGCUAUUGUGCAGACACUUGUGCACUUGGUUAAUCCGGGAAAGGUACCAAAGCCAUGCUGCGCACCCACUAAACUGUCAGCCAUAUCUGUACUCUAUUUUCUAGACGAGAGCAAUGUUAUUCUUAAGAAGUAUAAGAACAUGGUGGUGAAGAGCUGCGGGUGUCACUGACUUUGCCCUGGAGAUUCCUCAAUUUGAUAUUUCAUUCGUAUGAAAUUAUCCCCAGGAAAAUUUGGCUCACGAGGAAAUGUUAAAGACCAUUUUUUGUUGGAAAUUCAAUGAUCUACGAAAAAUGUUCUAUGACAUUUUCGCCGAAAUCCACUGAAAAAAUGUCAAGCUCGACUUGACGUGAAAAACGUAAAUGAAUAAGAGGAAAUAAUAAAGAUCGAGAGGAAAAUAAUUUUUCUCAUAAGCAUAUCCGAGUGAUUCCACUGCUCUGAGCAAUAAAAAUAUUCAUGAGACGAUUAUGAGAUUCAGGGGAAGAGGGAGGAGCUGAUGCACGUGAUUUCCAUGGCGCACGCCUCAAUCAACAAUAGAGGAAUUGAAAAUGGGAAAAUUACUAGGUGUCAAGUGGGUGGGAUGUAUUGACAGUCUCUGAUCACUGUAUUUUCAAUUGUGCAACACAAGUAAUUUUUUAUUCCUCAAGUUUACUCAUGAUUUUUGCAAUAAUUCGUCGAAUGCAUGAGUUUUCUGAGGAUCUUUCACACCCACUUGCGACACCCUGUGCAGUGGAAAUUUAUUUUUCAAGUAUCUUGAUGUGUAUAAAUCUUAAGAUUUCUCAUUAUUUUUUUACUAUAUUACUCUGUGACGACGGCGACUCAAUGCAAAUGUUUAGGGUAAGAUUUUUAAUUAAUUAAUUGUUUGAUUUCAUGUUUAAUGAUUAUCACUGUACAUAUACUAUGUAAAUACGUUCGAUGUAUGACGUACAAUAUAUCUCUUUUUCAACAAAAAU
Messenger RNA from Diachasma alloeum, 2388 nucleotides. It is a transcript of the gene gbb, whose product is annotated as protein 60A. The coding region runs from base 336 to 1607 and encodes 423 amino acids. NCBI's taxonomy places the organism in Eukaryota, Metazoa, Arthropoda, Insecta, Hymenoptera, Braconidae. Gene Ontology annotation, molecular function: cytokine activity; growth factor activity. The record is from RefSeq and is a predicted model, not a curated record. Gene Ontology annotation, cellular component: extracellular region. The transcript is spliced from 6 exons. Gene Ontology annotation, biological process: SMAD protein signal transduction; BMP signaling pathway.